Gadus morhua (Atlantic cod) is the source of this 1813-nucleotide messenger RNA. Its product is annotated as collagen alpha-1(XXIII) chain. Bases 1 to 930 code for a protein of 309 amino acids. NCBI's taxonomy places the organism in Eukaryota, Metazoa, Chordata, Actinopteri, Gadiformes, Gadidae. The transcript is spliced from 17 exons. The record is from RefSeq and is a predicted model, not a curated record.
AUGUCCGUGGUGUCGGCCCCAUUCAGCAGGGCUCUGGGCGACCGGGGCGACGCCGGAGAGACGGGGCGCCAGGGGGUCCCAGGGGCCGCGGGCCCCCCCGGGGAGAAAGGGGCGUCAGGCGCCUCAGACAUCAUCGACUUCAACGGGAAGCUGCUGGACGCCUUCCAGGGUCCGCCCGGUCCCCCCGGCCCGCCAGGCUUCCAGGGAGAAAAGGGCGAGCUGGGCCUACCCGGGCCUUCGGGGUUGGACGGAGAGAAGGGCCCAGCAGGAGACGUAGGGGCGACAGGACCGGCUGGAGACAGAGGGGAGAAGGGAGAGAUGGGGCUGUCUGGUCCCGCUGGUAUGGACGGACGGAAAGGAGAGAAAGGGGAUAGCAGACUUGAAGAUAACCUGGUCCCGAUGAUGGCCCAGCCCGGCCCUCCAGGACCGCCCGGCCCCCCGGGGUACAUGGGACACCAUGGAAUGCCUGGUCCCAAGGGUGAACCUGGAGAGGCGAUCAGAGGAGAGAAGGGCGUGGGUGGAGCACCUGGACUGAGUGGGUUGGAUGGCCUCCCGGGUCCGUCUGGGCCGGCAGGAUUAGUGGGGCUCCCAGGUGCCAAGGGAGAAAAGGGGAAGUUAGGAGAGCCCGGAAUGGAUGGUUUUCCAGGUCUGCCGGGAGGAAAAGGCGAUCGGGGCGAUAGAGGAGACAAGGGGGACCGGGGGACAGUGGGGAAGCGAGGGCUGAAGGGGCCUAAGGGCGAGCAGGGCCCCCCGGGACUGGACCAGCCCUGUCCUGUGGGUUGUAACGGACCCAAAGGCCUCUCAGAUGGGGCCGCUCUCUCUGAUCCUUCCCCUCCUCUUCCUCCUACGGCCCCGGGCGCCCCGGGGGGCCCUGUCCUGUGGGCCAAGAUGGACUACCAAUACAAGGUUGCUGGCACAAGUGAUAACUAACCAGCAGCAUGGCCUCUGUACAUAUUGAUAUGGUAUAUAUUGAAUACUACAGCAAACGCCCCCUCGUCAUCGUUUUUUAAAGCCUUUUUAUAUAAUAUAUAGAGAUUUCUAACAUGGACCUUUUUGUGGCUCGACGGAUGUUAAUGACUUUUGCCCAAGUCAUGAGUUCUUCAGAUGAAGUUUUUGAGAUCCAGCAGUGCUGGCAAUCCCGCCGAGACAUGAACGAGAGGCGACAGAGGACUCCACACACAGAAGGACUUUGUCUGUGCAAAGCAAGGACAGACUGGGGAUCCAGCGGCCUUACUAACACUCUGGGGAAUCUCACCCCCGGCCUGGCCUGAUUGGGAAUGCUGCAUGGCAGUGACAAUGUGGGCUCCCUUAGCCUCACAGAUAACCAUUGGGUUGGAUGGACAGAUUCCCCUAGUGUGGUUUAUAGAAGAAUGUCUGGAUCAGUACUCUCCACCUUCUCUCUCUCUCUCUCUCUCUCUCUCUCUCUCUCUCUCUCUCUCUCUCUCUCUCUCUCUCUCUCUCUCUCUCUCUCUCUCUCUCUCUCUCUCUCUCUCUCUCUCUCUCUCUCUCUCUCUCGUUCUCGCUCUUCUUUCUGAAAGGAGGAGAUGGCAAGGCAGAAGCUUAAACGCAAGCGUCUCUCUCAGCCCUGAACAGGAGAGAGGGUUCCUAGGGGGGACAGGAAGGAGACGUAGAUGGACAAGAGAGCAUAUGGGACUACACUGCCCUCUGGGAAGCAGAGAAAACCAUGGAAGGCCUUUUGUGGCACACGCAACACUCAGAUCCGCUGUGACAGACAUUCACCAGGAGGGGGUGCCAGAAUACACGCCAUAUCCGCAUUCAUCGUAGGAGGGCGCCAGCACCCAUGUCUGUUACG